ACCCUAUGAAAUCCUAAUCUGUACAGAUUCACUGAGUUUUAUGCAAAGCCUUUCCAUUCUAGAACAACAGACAAAUAUUAAAAAAGGACUGCGGCAAUUCAGAGCUAACAUAACAAAAAACUCUAUAAUGUGGAUUCCAACUCACAUCGGAAUAGAAAGCGAUGAAAUGACAGACAAGGAGGUAAAGACAGCGUUAGCAAAACUGGCUACUACAUUCUCGGCUCCUCAGUGGCCAAGGUUGGUUUGGUUCAGGAUGCCUCUUGUAAUUAUGUAUGAUCUGGAUCACAUAAUUUGGUUCUACCUAAACUACUUUAAUAAUAGGAAAACCAUAAUUAAUAAAUUAAAAAAGUAUCAUAAAACCAUCAUUUACAAUCAAGUAAUUACUAAUAGACUUUCUAAUUAAGUUGUUUAAAAUUAUAGAUAGUUUCCUAAAGAUUAAUAACAUAAAUAUUUAUUUAUUUUUUGCAACAAGAACAUUAUUGUAAAUAAUUGUAAUUUAACAUUCAUGAAAUUAUUGUAAUUUAUUGUUGAACAAAUCUUUGUGUUAAGAAACGAAUUUAUAUUUCAGAACAAAAAUGAUACAACGAUUAACUUAUCGAAGUCGGCUAUCAUAUAACACAAAAAACAAUAGAAGACGCGUGUAGGUAUUCGUUUUCUUUAAACAAUAAAAAAAUUCUUAUAUUUCAUAUAUCACUGUAUUAUUUUUAUAAUAUAGGAAAUUUUUUAUAGAACUUUUGAAAGCAUAAAUAUUUGAUUAUUUAAGGUUGUAUUUUGGUUCAUUUCAAUAUGUGAAAUUUACAUGUCCACUGUUUAAAAUUAUAUCAUCGUGAAUUACAUUGAAUAUAAAAUCUCAUUUGUUUUAAUUAUUUAUUACUCUGAUUAAUUCAUUAGAAACUUGUUUUAUCAUUUGUAAAUAUAUUAUGUAUAAAUAUAUUAUGUAAAUUACAGUGCGCACUCCUAGAGGAAAGUUAAUCUAUAAAUACAAAGAAAAUCCCUAGUUGCGAUCAAUGUAAGGACAUAUUAAGGGCGAGACAUAUCGAACCAGCGAGAUCUACGGAAAGAUCGCAAAUGUAUAGACGUAAGAAAACUGUGAAAUGAGUAUACGGUGUUCUCUGUCAGAAAUGCGUUAAAAAAGGAUUGAUUUUUUUUAGUUUCACAAAAAAAUUGUCUAAAGUCAAAGAUUCACUACUGAACUUAUAUUGUCAAUAUAUUGUAUAUAUAAGAAAUAUAUUGUAUAUAUUUGUAAGGCUUGUCAAGGGUUUUUUUUAUUGAAAAACAAAAGAUCGUCACAAAGGUAAUGAAAACACAAGCUUUCGCAAAAUUAAAGAAAGCAGGAAAAUGAUUAUAUUUCAUUUUUUAAAUAAAAUGUAUUUAAAAAUUCAAUGUGUCAUGAAUUAUUUUUUUUAUAAUUAUAACAUUUAGUUCAAUGUAAUAUUUUCCAUAAUUUAGCACAUAAUCAUAUAGUUAUAGUAUAGUUAUAGUAUAAUGAUGUACAAUGAGUAAUGAAUUUUCAUCAUUUGUCAAAAGUUUCAGAAUUCAAUUAUGAAUUACGUGAUUGUUUUUUGCAAUUUUGAUUAUGAAUUUUUGUAGUUAAUCUUAAUGUUAUACAUAGUGAAAUUUAUCUUGCUUUUUCUUGUUUCAAUUUAGAUUAUAGAGUUCAUUUAAUUGCUUUUUAAUUAUUUUUAGAGUGUUGGAAUAUUUGAAGUAACUUUUUGAUCAUAAAGUAGCUUUUAUAUUAUUGAUAAUUUUGAUUGAGUUUGGUUUUAGAGUUAGUGUUGCGACAUUAUUUCAUCGCGAUUUGCAGUUACUUAUAAUUUCAGUUAUUGUUCCAAUUUUCAAUUACUAUUCCUCUUAGUGUUGCGAUAAUGAAUGAUCGCAUUUCUGUAGCGUUGCAUUUAUAAAGUUUUCAGAUUCUUCCACUGAAUUCGUAAAAAGUUGUUCCUGCUCCUGGAUCACAUGUGCAGCUACAAAAAGUAAUCAUUCAUUUGUCAUAAUUAAUUUUGCAUGUUUUUAAAAAUGAGUGCUUAAAUUAAUUACGUACUUAUUUUCAGGAGUUUCCUAAAUAUGAUGAUGCACUCUUCUCAUUUAAUUUUAAAUAUUCUAUUUAAUUAAUACUUGUGAAUUAGUGUUGUAAAACGAUUUGCUGUUUAGAUUCAUAUUAAUAAUAGAUAAUUUGCAAAGACGAGGUAUAGGAUAUCGAUUGCUAGCUUUACAUUUCGGUAUUGAAAAUUUAACAACACUAUAAUGGGUUUCAAAAAUCAUAUUUCUGACGCAUUCACUGCAUGAUCAACUUCGAUCGUUUUGCUAAAUGUAGUUCCUACAUUCACCGCUGUUUAAGCGUAGAGUGCGCUUAGAAUGCGCUCUAAAUUAGUGAUUUUUUUACUAUGUCGGUAUUUCAGAUCACGGGACACGAAAUCUCACAAGAUGUUUUGUCUAUUGCUAUACUUCGUCUGUGAUAAUUGUAUAGUAGCUCUUUUUAUUGUUUUGAGUUGGAAAUGCUUAUUUUUUAGUAGCCCAUUUGUAUCGCUAUUUUCUUCUGGCUAUUGUUUUAGAGUUUCUUCAGUAAUAGCUAUGUUUUGUUAGUGUAUGUUUCGUUAGAUAUUCUUUUUCAACACUCUCUACUAUUGCAUUUGUUAUUAAAAAUACUGCUAAAAAAUAUACAUUUUUUUUAUUAAUAACAUUGUUAUUAGUUUUAGAAUGCAGAAUUUUAUUACAAAUUUAAUAUAUUUAUAUAUUUUAAAUAGUAUAAAGUAUAAAUGAUUGAAUGUUUUAUAUAUAUAAAAUGAUUGCAUAUUUGACACACACAUACAAUAAAGCGAGAAAAAUAUUAGAAUAAAAUACUUAAAUAGAAUGAAAAUUUGAAACUUUUUUUUACAAAAUAAUUAAAUUGAUAGUACUUUGUAGAAUAUUUUGAAAUAUGAAUUAGUAUCCAAUUUAUUGUUAUUGAAGUGUCAAUAAUAAUGAUUGUUCGUUAUCAGGGUUAUUUUUUUUUGUCAUUAUCUCUUCUUUUUUCUGUUCUAAGUAUUUCAACAAUUAAAUAGAAUUUUAUAAAUUUUCGAUUUUGCACAAAUCAAAGUUUAUUUGCGAUCAUCCUUUAUUUGUAACAAAAAUACUGCAAUGAACGCAUUUUGGACUCUUCGUGCUAUAUAAUGAAUAAAUAAAAGUUGAAAGAUAAAUCAUGUGAUUUUAAUCGAGUCUUCCUUCAUCUUAGUAUCAAAGAUAAAUUUUCAAUUUUUAGCCCAAUUAUUAUUUUACUUAUUUAAAUUCAAACACAAGAAAUUCUUACUUUCAAUUUUAGUAAUUUUGAGUAAAAAAAAUAAAAAAUAAUUUAAUUCAAUUAAUAAAGUAUAAUUAUAAAGUAAUAUGUUGAUAACUGACUUUUUUUUGUAUGUAAUGUCUUCAUUGUAGAUUUUUUUAUUUUGUCUUUUUAUUUUAAUUAUAAUUUUAUUUAAUUAUAAUACUAAUUCAAUAUAUAAAUCUGUUCAGAUUUAUUAAUUUACAGAGUAGUUAGUUACAAAUAAUAUAAAAAUAUAUAGGAUGGAUGGUUGCAAAUAAGAGUUAUAUUUUUUCAGAUUUUACUAAUCGUUUUUAGUUUCUUAGAUUUCUUUUAGGUUCAAAUUAUGGAAUUAAGAAAAAGAUUUCGUAAUAUAACAAGUUGAGGAAUCAUCGGAAGAAUACUUCAUAUAACAUUACUUCAUUCCUUUUUAAUUAUAUUUAUGUAUUCGUAUAAAUAGAAUAAAGAAAAAUCACUCUUUGUAAAUAUAGGUGAAGUUAGGCUCAAUUAGGCUUAAUUAGGCUAUAGAUAAUUGUUUAAGCAUGAUACAUUUAAAUUGAUAUUUGGGUACGUAAGAUAAGUUAAUAUUGAAAUACAUGCAUGGUUAAAGGUAGUUUUCAUUAAUUUAAGUAGAAUAAAUAAAAUUCUAUAUGAAACAUGUAUUUAAACUUUUCAUUGUUUAAGCUUAUUAUAUAAUCAAAAUUGUGUCUCAUGUAGAAAUAGUUAGUUUUACUUUGAACAUAACUUCUAUUUUCAUAGAAAUUUAGCUUUUCGCGUCAGUUUUUCUCACAGAUUUUUUUAUUGUGUUUGAUUUGCAAACGGAUCAAGGUAUUGAACGUAACAUAUAAACGUAUAAUAGAAGAACGAUUUAUUCAUAAUUUAAACUAGCAAAUUUUUGUUCGCAAAAAAAUAAGUUGCGAAUAGGGUCUUCAUUCGCAGCACCGCAGCAGCAGCCGUAGUAAGGUCUAGUUAAUCGGUAUUACUUGAUAUAUAAUUACUAAUUGCAUUAUUAAAUAGCUGAACAUUUAAUUAUAUAACUUAUAAAAAUUAUUAAUUAUAUGGCAAGUAAUAUGGCGAGCUGAUUGACUGCGUUUUCGAUUACGUGCUUAUGUAGAUGUACAUAUCCAUUGGAUUAAUGAAAAAUGAAUAAUAUGUAGUUUUUUAAGUAAUUUAAAUGUAGUUUAAUGUAAUUUUUUACGGUAACUAAUUUGUAAGUGCAUGAAAAAUAUUUCAUCCGCAUUUUACAAGGAUAUUUCAAAAAAUCUAGGAUUUAUUAUUCCUUCUGCAAUGGUUAUAUCUGUAAAUGAGAAGAUUGUUCUUUCUUCUUCUCUUUAAUUCCUUUUAUAAUUCUUUAUAUAAUAUAUAAAUAUUAUAUAUUACAGAUGAGAUA
Messenger RNA from Heterotrigona itama, 4664 nucleotides. The record is from the annotation of a GenBank genome assembly. NCBI's taxonomy places the organism in Eukaryota, Metazoa, Arthropoda, Insecta, Hymenoptera, Apidae.